GAGCUUCUGAGUGAGUUGCAUGCGCUGCACUUUGUGGAGGAACUGAACUUUGCUGGCAACCCCCUGGCCUAUGGACCCUCCUACCAUGAGGCCAUUUUAGCGCGCUUUCCAAGGCUGGCGAAGCUGGACGACAUCCCAGCAUAUGCCAUCUCCGGCGGGCGCAGGAAAACAAAGAAAGUCAAAUAUGAACCAAGGUGA
Dibothriocephalus latus is the source of this 198-nucleotide messenger RNA. The record is from the annotation of a GenBank genome assembly. Lineage: Eukaryota; Metazoa; Platyhelminthes; Cestoda; Diphyllobothriidea; Diphyllobothriidae.